AUGGGAGACUCAUUUCAAACUCCUGGCUUGAUAAGAAACUAUGAAUCGACUAGUAGUAGGAAACGUUUGAUUGCUUCAGCCGCAAAGUCCUUGUCACCAAUAACUUCAAAGCAAAUAGCUUCAAUAAAGCAUGGUAGAUUUGGAAGAGGGACUGCUGCUCAAGUAGCAUUGUUUUUACUAAAAAUUGCUGCACUAGAGAUGGUUCGCAGGUUCUCAAGAGCCAGGUGUCCAUUUUUAUGGUCUGGUCUGCAAGUUUUGCAAGUUCUCUGCUAUUCACCAUUAAAGUGGAUUCAAAGAUGGAAACCUUUGAAGGUUUUGGUCAAGGGCAUGAAGGUAUUAUCAAGGCCAUUAUUAGUUCUGUCUAUCACGACUGCUUUCUCUGAUCAAUCAGGGAGCUGUAAUGUUACCUCAGAUGGUACCGAAGAUUCUAUUGGCCUUAAUGAUUCUCCUGCAGUUCCAGAAUCGCAUGCUGAGUUUCCAUCUGUACAAUCUACUCUGGAUACAAGGACUUGUGAUGAAGCCCAACAAAACCUAUCAUCUCCGAAUUGGUUGCUUCGGCUUCAUGCAGAGCUGGGAAAACAGGGGAUUAGUUUACCAGAAAGAAUUAAUGAGGAUGAACUCCACAGAUUUUAUAAUGCUGCAAAUGGUGAUUUUCCGUGCAUGCUGUCAUCUGUUAAGAAAACAAUCCGUUGGAGGGAGACUUAUAGAAUUCUAUCUAGAAAAGAACUUAAGAUGUGGUCCAGUAUGGUCUUCUGGCAUGGAGUUGAUUUGAGCCAUCGACCUUGCCUUAUUGUCCGCCUUGGGCUAGCUUGCAUCAGUUUGCCAUCUAAUGAAAGACCUCGCUUUGUUCAAGCUGUUGUAUCUCAGGUGGAGCACGGGAUCCUGCAUUUGGUUGACAGCGAAAAUCCUCAAAUUACAGUUUUAGUUGAUUGUGAACGGCUGUCUCCUCUGCGAUUGCCCAUGCAAAUGGUGAGAACGUGUUCUGUUCUUCUGCAAGAUCACUUCCCAAACCGUCUUGGCUCUCUCUUUGUUAUACGGCUUCCUCCUGUUGUUCGUAUCAUGGCACAAACUUUUAUUCAAGUACUGAAACCUGUCACUAGGCAAAAGGUGAAAGUUGAAGGGGAAAUGUACCAAAAUGUUCUUUCCGAGUACCUUCAGACACUCCCAUCAUAUCUUGGAGGGGAAUGCACGUGCAUGACAUGUGGAAACCUUAACAUGGGCAACAUGCAACAACCUUGUAUUAACGGGGAGACGAAUGAAGGAGAGGCAAAUGCCGAUUUCAGUAGUGGUGAGGAUCUGCUAUCCCUCCAUCCAAGUAGUCAAACCGAUAUGCACAUGAAUAAUAACUGUGACCAGGUCUUGAGAUCUGCCAUGGUUGGUAUCCUCAUCUUCUCAGUUUUGAUUGCUUUCUUUGCUGGAUUUUUUGAUCCUGAAACUCGUCCUGUUUUACCCCCCUUGAGGUAA
Ilex paraguariensis (yerba mate) is the source of this 1464-nucleotide messenger RNA. The record is from the annotation of a GenBank genome assembly. Lineage: Eukaryota; Viridiplantae; Streptophyta; Magnoliopsida; Aquifoliales; Aquifoliaceae.